Musa acuminata AAA Group (dessert banana) is the source of this 740-nucleotide messenger RNA. RefSeq lists its product as uncharacterized. The coding region runs from base 180 to 494 and encodes 104 amino acids. The record is from RefSeq and is a predicted model, not a curated record. The transcript is spliced from 2 exons. Gene Ontology annotation, cellular component: endomembrane system. NCBI's taxonomy places the organism in Eukaryota, Viridiplantae, Streptophyta, Magnoliopsida, Zingiberales, Musaceae.
UUCGGACACGUUACCCGCCCCCGUUCGCCGUGACCACCACGGCCGUCUCCCGUCUUCGUUUCCUCUGUUCGCCCAUACUUUUUCUCCUUCGAUUAGGGUUUCCUCUCUCCUUCUCCUCUGAUCCCUUUUCCCGAAACCGUAACCAAUAGGAGGAAGAGCUCUGUUUCUCGGGUUUUGCCAUGGCAUACGUCGAUCACGCCUUCUCCAUCUCCGACGAGGACAUCAUGAUGGGCGACUCCAGCCGCACCAUCGAGAACCGGCCCCCUAUCAAGGAGAUCGCCUUCGCCGUGUCCCUCCUCGUCUUCGGCUCUCUUGCCAUCGUCGUCGGCUCCAUCAUGGCCGCGAACCGCAUCGGCGGUGAUCGCGCGCACGGUGUUUUCUUCGCGAUAUUGGGGUCGGUGCUGUUUCUUCCGGGGUUCUACUACACGAGGAUAGCUUAUUAUGCGUACAAGGGUUAUAAAGGCUUCUCCUUUGACAAUAUUCCUGCGGUCUGACGGUGGUUCCAAACUCUCGGUGAUGCGUUGUUCGGCUCUGUGUGGCUUCUCUCCUGUAUAGAUUACUUUCGAUGAAGCUCUACCCGGGCUCUUUAUAUGCCGGUCCUUUGUUCUUCUUGAACAACUUUCUAUGUAGAUGCUGUUGAGGUGUGACGAUGGGAUAUCAUGGCUGUGCCAGUGUAAUCAAGAUUCAGAUUGUCACGUUAAAUAUUUAUGUUCGCCAAUGCAUAGCUGGAUUGUUAAUAA